AUGUAUAAAUACCCACAGUGUACCCUUAUGGAACAGUAGCAGUUUUUGAGCCAUAGAAUUGUCACUAACUUUGAGUGGAAGAAUCGGCUGAACAAUGAAGCUGUGCGUUGCAGUGAUGCUUGGGACCCUCUUUGUCCUCGCUAAUGGCAUGUCUCCGAUAAACAGGGAGUACAACAGCCACUGCCGCUGUGUGCAGGUGGAGUCCAGGAUCAUCCCCCCGCACAGUCUGAGGAGCAUCAAACUGGUGCCAGAGGGACCACACUGCCCCAACACUGAAGUCAUUGCUGGACUUGCCAAUGGGGAGAAGGUGUGUCUGAAUCCACAGUCAUCCUGGGUCAAAAAACUGGUGAAAUUUGUGCUUGAAAAACAGAUGCAAGGAUCCCCCAAAACCCAAGCGUGAAAUCAACUCUUGGGACCACAAUCUGUACUUUAUACUUUCAUGAUGGACUUUCACAUUAAACUUUGACACUUUUUGUAACUUUUUGGUUGGGCGUCCGUCACCUGCUUGUUCCUCUGGAUAUGUAACUACUCUGCCUGGAAUGUUCCACAGUAUGACAUUAAACAGCUCUGCCUCACACAUUCAAUCACAGGUAGUUUUAUAGCUCAAGAUCUGAGCUGUAACUUGGUCUGGUUUGGUCUCCGUGAUGAUAGAAAGGUUUAAUGCCAUAUUGUGAAAUAUUCCAGAGAAAGCAAUAACACCUCCAUGGAGAAAAGCAUUUGAUGCACCCUCCAACAGAAAAGUUCCACAAUGCACCUUUAAUCUUUAUCGUAUGUAUUGUAAAUAUUGUCUUUUCUUGUAGAUUGUUGUGUACUCUUGUUUUGAGAGACUGGGUGUCUGUGACUUUUAAUAAACUGGUUGAUUCAUGA
Boleophthalmus pectinirostris (great blue-spotted mudskipper) is the source of this 867-nucleotide messenger RNA. Its product is annotated as interleukin-8-like. Gene Ontology annotation, molecular function: CXCR chemokine receptor binding; chemokine activity. Gene Ontology annotation, cellular component: extracellular region. The transcript is spliced from 3 exons. Gene Ontology annotation, biological process: neutrophil chemotaxis; antimicrobial humoral immune response mediated by antimicrobial peptide; chemokine-mediated signaling pathway. Bases 95 to 400 code for a protein of 101 amino acids. The record is from RefSeq and is a predicted model, not a curated record. Lineage: Eukaryota; Metazoa; Chordata; Actinopteri; Gobiiformes; Gobiidae.